GGGGACAAACAGGAGGAAACCAGCGAGGCAGAGAGGAAGAAAGAGGAGGAACCGGGUCCCUCGUCUCCUGUUCUGGGUGAACAGCUGAGCAGGAAGAAAAAGAGAAAAAAGAGGAGAGAAGAGGAGGAGGAAGAACUGUUGGCUCCUCCCUCACCUCCUACUGGGGAUGAAAAGGUGAGCAGGGAGAAGAAAAGGAAGAAAAAACAGGAGGACAAAGAGCCAGAAAAGAGAAAGGAGGAGAAGGAGGUGUUCUGUUCUCCUCAUGGACAGGUGGGCAGAAAAGAGGAGAAGAGCAGCGAGGGAGGAAAGAAGAAAAAGAAAGAGGAAGUGACAUCACAGGAAAGGGAGCCUUACAGCGAGACUAAACAAAAGAAGAAGGCGGCGCGCAUGGCGAGUGUAGCCACAGCAACAGCAAAUGCACAUGUGUCGGUUCAAACAGUCAAGAACAGGUUGAAGGAGGAGAGGGGAAGUGAAAGUGUGCAGGAAGUGACAUCAUGUAAUGGAGAGAAGGCAACGAAGAAUGUAAAUCCUGCAAAGAGGCAGAGAGGUGCAGCGGGGGGUCACGGGGAGGAGGAGAAGAAGAAGAGGAGAACGGAGGCGGCAGCUGAUCCUGAAGAGUUUGACCAUAAGUUGUUGGAGGAACUUCAGGAAUUUGUUCCUCAUGUGAAGAAGAAAUCUGCCGAUCAGAUCAACAAGCUGCUGCGGUACGACUUGGCACGCUUCAAGGCCUUCAAAAAGAAAGGUGUGUCUCUGCGCUGGGGGCGGUACUCUCAGCUUGAGAACCAGCAAAUCGAACAGAACGUGGCCGACUUCUUGGCUCUGACGGGAAUCAGCUCAGCGGAGCAGCUUCUGUUUCCUCACAGGUUCAAAGAGCAGGAGCUGGAGAUCAGGAGGCUGAAAGCACAGCAUCACUUCCUGGAGAACAUCGGUACGUAACCAAUGCAGAACGAC
Pundamilia nyererei is the source of this 951-nucleotide messenger RNA. Its product is annotated as transcription termination factor 1-like. Gene Ontology annotation, cellular component: nucleolus. The record is from RefSeq and is a predicted model, not a curated record. Gene Ontology annotation, biological process: termination of RNA polymerase I transcription. Gene Ontology annotation, molecular function: chromatin binding. Bases 388 to 936 code for a protein of 182 amino acids. NCBI's taxonomy places the organism in Eukaryota, Metazoa, Chordata, Actinopteri, Cichliformes, Cichlidae. The transcript has 3 exons.